Messenger RNA from Triticum dicoccoides, 2267 nucleotides. RefSeq names its product F-box protein SKIP19-like. Lineage: Eukaryota; Viridiplantae; Streptophyta; Magnoliopsida; Poales; Poaceae. Bases 1 to 402 code for a protein of 133 amino acids. Gene Ontology annotation, molecular function: protein binding. The record is from RefSeq and is a predicted model, not a curated record. The transcript has a single exon.
AUGCCCUCCUCUCGCCGCCGUCGCGGGCCCCGUCGGCGCCGCCGCAAGGAGGCGGCGGCGGAGACGAGGAGCUGGGCGGACAUGCCGCUGGACGCGAUCUUGGCCGUCUUCCACAAACUCGACCACAUCGACAUCCUGAUGGCCGCCGACCAGGUGUGCAGCUCCUGGCGCCGCGCGGCGCGGGACGAGCCCGCGCUAUGGCGCCGCAUCGUCAUGCGCGGCAACGCGGAUCUCUCCUCCCGCAUCAACCGCCAGGGGAUCGCCUGCGACGCCGUGCGCCGCAGCGCGGGGCAGUGCGAGGCGUUCUGCGGCGAGUACGCCGGCGACGCCGGGUUCCUGCUGUACCUCAGCGAGGAGUCGAGCACCUACAAACUCGAUCACGUGUUAAUUCCACUUAAUUAAGUAUUAAUUUAUUAUUAUUGUUCAGGUUUAUUUUUGUGUUUCGUCUAAAUCUAAAUUUACGAUUUUCCCUUGUUAGCUAGCCUAGGCAUAUGGCUUCAUCCCUUGAUCUUUUGUUGAUUUUUGGUUCUGGCUACUACAUAGUUAUGCUGUUACACUUAACAUUCAAAAUUUUACAUAUAACUUUGGUUUUUAUCAUCAUGUCAAUUGUUUUCACAUAUAUCUUUAACCAGAAAAUUUGUUUCUGAAACAAUGCAAACCAGAACCAAAAAUACAUAUUCUAGGAAAUACAGAGCACACACAAAAUUCUUUGUUCAGCUGCCCAUAAUAGUUAUAUUUUUGUUGACUGUCGCCCAUAAUAAUUGUUUGUGGAAUUUGGAAUUGUUUAGAUUUCAGAGAGGGGAGAUAGCUACGUGUAGAAAAUAUAUAUUCGAUUCUGUUAAAUGGAUGAACUUCAGAUAUGAGUUCAGACUAUUUGAUAACUGUUAAAUGGACUGAACUUCAAAUACGAGUUCAGACUUAAAGAGAUGAAUACUGACGCUAACUGAAAUUUGUUGGUCAACUUAUGCUUUGAAUAAUUUUACCUAAAUAAUGAGUGCCACACCUGUGGCACGAAGCUGUCCCACCCUGACGUUAUUUACAACUAAAGUUGUCAUCCGGAAAAAAGACCCCAAAAAACUGAAACUUGCCAUCAAAAAGAAAGUUGACAUCCUCACAUCAUCAAAUUUGCCAUAAAAAAUGUUCGGAGUUGCCAUGUGUUCGUGUCACACGUGUGGCAUUUAUCAGGGUCUUACUUUUAACUUUGAAAUGUAGACUUUACUUGGUUGAACUGACACCUGAUUUCAUCCGAGUAAUGCAAAAAAAAGAAACAUAUAUAUUUGUAGGUAAAUAUUGUCCAAGCAUGAAUCUGUGAUCAAACGCUUUCACAAUGCCCUGUUCUCUAUUCCUUUUGUUGAAUUGUUUUAUUUUAGCGGUCGUUUGUUGUUAAGCUGCACAACUGUAGCUAUAUAUUCGCUUUAUAAAAAAAAUCUGAACAUUUUCCAUGCCCCUGUUUUUAUCUUUGCAGGGAUCCCUGUUUGAAGAGCCUUCGCCUCAUCUCAUGCGAUGGCAUCUCACUCGACGAGUUUGCAGAGCUAAUAACAAGGUUUCCUCUGCUCGAGGAGCUCGAGCUAUCUGAGUGUCCAGAGCUACUAGUGGAUUGCUCUGGCUCUCUAUAUCCUGAGGUGUACGAGGUUCUUGGGCGAGCAUGCCCACAGCUGAAGCAUUUCAGGAUGAACAAACAAUACUUCCAAGAACAGAAAUGGGGCAACAAUGACGCCGAUGCCGAGGGGAUUGGAGCCAUGCAUGAGCUGCGCUCGCUGCAGCUCGUGGCCAACGACCUCACCAACAAAGGGCUGGCAGCCAUCUUGGACAACUGCCCGCGCCUGGAGUCUCUGGACAUACGCCAUUGCUUCAAUGUCAAAAUGGACGGCGACGACAGCGGCGGCAAUGACGAGGGCACGCUGCUGCGAGAGAAGUGCGCCCGUAUCAAAACGCUGCGACUCCCCAGCGACUCGACCCAUGACUGCCACCUCGAGGUUCAAAGCCCUAGGUUCGCUCGCACAGAGGAAGAAAUCAGGCGUUCCUGGUCCAUCAGUCCGGUCUACUACUCCCCGUGGCUCCAGGAUUCGGAGGAAGACGACGACGAUUUUUGCCGCAGUCCUUCCCGUUACGAGGCUGACCUCGACAGAUACGAGAAGGUGCUUCCUAGGAGCAUGCGCACCUUCCUCUGAUGACAAGACCAUUCCUCCUGCAUUUCGGGCCUUGUCCAUGUACGCAUAGGCGUGUAGCCAACAUUUUCUCAUGAAGCACCGUGGCCUUGCAUUGUU